Messenger RNA from Striga asiatica, 1503 nucleotides. NCBI's taxonomy places the organism in Eukaryota, Viridiplantae, Streptophyta, Magnoliopsida, Lamiales, Orobanchaceae. The record is from the annotation of a GenBank genome assembly.
AUGGCCAUACAACAUAAACAUCAUCACUUUGUCCUCUUCCCUUUCCUUGCCCAAGGCCACCUUAUUCCCAUGGUAGACAUCUCAAGACUCCUCGCCAAACGCGGCCUAACCGUCACGAUCCUCACCACUCCCCGCAACCACUCCCGAGUCGAGCCCGUGAUCCAACGCGCCGCCGAUUCCGGCCUCGACAUUCGUGUCUCCCACAUCGAACUCCCGAGCUCCGAGGCCGGCCUCCCAAGCAAUUGCGACAACUUCGAAAUGCUAUCCUCGGUCGACGACAUACUCAAAUUUUUCCGCGCGACCGCCAAGUUAGAAGACCAAGUCGAGCAUUCGCUCCGAAACCUCAAACCCGACCCGACUUGCUUGCUCUCCGACUCGUGCUACCCAUGGACGACGGGCCUCGCCGCUCGAUUGCGGAUCUCGAGGCUCGUCUUUCACGGGAUGAGUUGUUUUUCUCUACUAUGCAUGCACAUGCUCGACGACCCCACGGUUUUCAAGGGCGUGUCUUCGGACACAGAGUAUUCCGUGCUGCCCGGACUGCCCGAUCGAGUCGAGCUCACGAAAGCGCAGCUUCGGGGCACGGCCGAGGAAGUCUCUCCCGAGUGGGAAGAAUUACGCCGGGAGGUUCUCGAGGCCGAUUCCAAAGGUUUCGGGAUUGUUUUCAACACUUUCGAGGAGCUCGAGGCAGAGUAUGUCAAGGGUUACGCCGAAGCAAAGGGGACGAAGGUGUGGUGUGUCGGGCCCGUCUCGUCGUGCAACGACAGUGAUUUCUUGGAUAAGGCCCAACGAGGGAAUCGACCCUCGAUCGACGAGCACGAGUGCUUGAGAUGGCUCGGUUCCCGAGAACAGGGGACGGUUGUCUAUGUCUGCCUCGGGAGUCUGUCGCGCCUGGCGGCACCGCAGCUCGUUGAGCUCGGGUUGGGGUUGGAGGGUUCGGCCCGGCCAUUCGUGUGGGUCGUGAGGAACGCGCCGGACGAGUUCGAAAAGUGGCUCGGGGACGAGAGGUUCGAGGAGAGGGUUGAGGGGAGGGGGUUUUUGAUCCGCGGGUGGGCCCCGCAGGUGUUGAUACUCGAGAACCCGUCGGUCGGGGGUUUCGUGACGCAUUGCGGGUGGAACUCGACGCUCGAGGGGGUGGUGGCGGGGGUGCCGAUGCUGACUUGGCCGGUUUUUGCGGAGCAGUUUUCGAACGAGAAGUUCGUUUUGAGCGUCGCGAAAACAGGGGUGAGGGUGGGAGUCGAGGUGCCGGUUGUUUUCGGAGAGGAAGAGAAGGUGGGAGUUCAGGUGAGGUCAGAGGGGAUUAAGGCGGGGAUCGAGGAGUUGAUGGAUGGAGGAGAGAGGGGGGCGGAGAGGAGAGAGAGAGCUCGGGAGCUCGGGAAAAUGGCGAAGAGGGCGACCGAGGAAGGGGGCUCGUCGUAUGUUAACGUGACGCGGCUUAUAGAAGACGUUGUCGGGCGGAAAAUCGAGUGUGGUGGUGAAUUUGGAAGUGAUGAGAAAAGGGUUUGA